This is a messenger RNA of Magallana angulata, 924 nucleotides long. RefSeq names its product guanine nucleotide-binding protein subunit beta-like protein 1. NCBI's taxonomy places the organism in Eukaryota, Metazoa, Mollusca, Bivalvia, Ostreida, Ostreidae. Gene Ontology annotation, molecular function: protein binding. The transcript has 2 exons. The record is from RefSeq and is a predicted model, not a curated record. Bases 1 to 924 code for a protein of 307 amino acids.
AUGUCAGUGCCUGGCCCCCCGGACCCAGUUUUUACCCUGAGGGGGAGUGGCAGUCCCAUCACUUACCUCAAGUUUUCUGACCCCUCUACACAACAGCUGUUCUCGGGGUCAGAGGAUGGAACCGUCCACAUCUGGGACCUGAAGACCCACCGGUCUAAGGGGACCCUAAAGACCAGCCCUGGGCAGUCUGUGCUGUGGAUUGAGUUCAUCAGCAGUGAUCAAUUAGUGACUUUUGGGAAAGAUGGUGUGGCUCAUACAUAUAAGGCUGCAGAUGGAAGCUGGGAACAAACUGGUGAGAUCCGUACAUCAGCCAUGGGUUUUUGUGGGGGUAUUAUACUAAGGCAAGACAAUUUACUUGCCCUUCCAAGUAACAAAACAUCUGCAAUUGAUUUGUAUGAUUUAAAAUCUCUUCAGAAAGUGAGAUCCCUCUUUGACUCUAGUUCUAAGCUUGGAAUGACUAUGUCCAUCAAGUCUAUCGCUGACUCUUCUCAAUUCUUUGUGGGAUAUGAAGACGGUAGCAUUGGAUUGUGGGAUAGCAAACAUUCAGAGAUCUUGGACAGGACAAAAUUCUUUGAGGAGUGUGUGAUGUGUCAGGAUUACAGUUCCGGAGCUAACCUUGGAGUUUGCGGAUCUCCAAGCAAUAUGUUAUUUACCUGGAACAGGACAGAGAACCAGAUUAUGAAAGGCAGCAGCCUAGAAAUAAAAAACCCUGGAUUUAAUGAUAUCCGAAUCCGUGGUGAUCAUAAAAUAUUUGCAACUGCUGGCUGGGAUCAUACGGUGCGAAUCUUUGGUGUGAAGAAACUGAGGCCACUAGCUGUGUUAACUUACCACAAGGACAGCGUGCAGUGUCUGGACUUUUCCCGGGAUAAUAUGCUGGCAUGUGGGUCUAAGGAUCAACACAUCAGUUUGUGGAAGAUAUACUGA